CACGUUGUUUUCAUCAAAGUACACAAGGCAGCGAGUACGACCACCAUGAAUGUGAUGUUAAGGUUUGCUCUGAAGAGGAAUCUCGCCAUUAUGCUUCCGACGAAACUUAACAUCAUCAGCGAGGGCGGCUCUUUUACGAGCAAAAAUAUCCUUCCGUCUAAAAGUGGUAAAUAUGACAUAUUGUGCAAUCACGUGAUCUAUGACAGACAGGCUAUUUCGAAAUAUUUUCCGUCAGAAACAAAAUAUGUGACCAUUUUACGGGAACCAUUCGAUCAGUUCACUUCCGGUUUUAUGUUUUAUAGAGAUGUCUUUCCAGUUAGUUAUUUAAUUAGGAUACCCGGAAGUUCGCCUAUCUCCACUUAUCUGGAAAAUCAACAAAAAUAUGAACCUAAACGAUUGACCGAUUCAUUUACUAACAACAGAAUGAGCGUCGAUUUGGGUAUCAAACGAAAGACAUUGUCAAACAAAACACUCAUAAAUGAAUUUGUGAAAAAUAUUUCUAAUGAUUUUGAUUUGGUUCUAAUUGCCGAAUAUUACGAUGAAUCUAUGGUUUUGUUGAAAAGAACUUUAAAUUGGAAUUUGGAGGAUGUUUUUUAUAUGUCAAGUAAUAUUUUUUCAAACUAUAAAAAUAAUUUCAACGUAACAGCGUUAGAUCGUGAACGAUUCCGUCAGUGGGCUAAAGCAGAUUAUGCUCUCUAUCAGCAUUUCCAUGACGUUUUUUGGCAGAAAAUUCGUAACCAAGGAAGUGAUUUUUUUCAUGAA
This is a messenger RNA of Lottia gigantea (owl limpet), 762 nucleotides long. RefSeq lists its product as hypothetical. NCBI's taxonomy places the organism in Eukaryota, Metazoa, Mollusca, Gastropoda, Lottiidae. The annotation marks the transcript as partial. Gene Ontology annotation, biological process: glycolipid biosynthetic process. Gene Ontology annotation, molecular function: galactosylceramide sulfotransferase activity. The transcript has a single exon. The record is from RefSeq and is a predicted model, not a curated record. Gene Ontology annotation, cellular component: membrane.